GUCUGUGACGUGAAGUAAAGCCGUGAAAGGCAGUUCGAGCUUUUCCUCCUGGAGAGAUGGUACAACAUGGCAUUUUGUGUUUACUAUUUGUCAUUGGUUAUAACACUGAGAAAGCAAGUGCCGUGAAUGUUGCCCUUUCAAGACCAGCUAAUCAAACAGAAACUCUUAAUUACUUAUACCUAUGGGAAGCUAGUUUUGCCGUAGAUGGAUGUGCAUCACCUGAUGAUUACGAGAGUUCUCGAUGUUGUAGCUGCAGCAAUGCUCCCGGGGAGAACACGUGGACAGUAUACCUGGAUCAAGCCUAUGUUAUAGACCAUGUGAUAAUACAUGGCCGCAGUGAUAUAGACAGCCAGCUAGGGGGGUUUCAGCUAUAUAUUCGACAGGAUCAAUUCUCUCCGGAACUUCAGGUCUAUGACAACACUGGCUUUCCAUACAAUAACGGAUAUUUUGAUAUUCCGAUUGCGUCAAAUUUGCCUGUCACUGAGGUCGCUAUAAAGAGAAAUCCUGGUCCGCUAACACUCUGCGAAGUGGAGGUUUUUGCCGCUGAAUCCACAUCUGCUGUGCAGACGGCAUCCAUAACAGCAUCCCUAUUAGCUACAAGUUCAAUUGUGUCUCGAUUUAAACCAACUACUCAAAGCAACACUUUAAACUAUGUAUUUGACUGGACAUCUGACAAGGCUGUAGAUGGAGAUUACAGAUCAACUAAUCCUAACGUUGACGCAAGCUGUGCUACAACAGAACAGGCAUUUAAUAAUGAAUGGAAAGUGGACUUGGUUGAACAAUAUAUUGUGGACAAAAUAGAUUUGUAUUCUCGAAGUGACGGUCAAGAUCAGAUCUCCGGGUUUGAAGUGUAUGGACAGGUGGAUGUUGGAUUUCCAGAAUUUCUCAUUUACGCCAGCAGUGAUCCACUGGGAACCAGCGUAUUCAAUGUUUUUGUUGUACCAGCAACAACAAUUAGAUAUGUCAUCGUGAAAAGAAAUGGUCUACUAACACUUUGUGAAGUUGAUGUUUUUGGGAUUUUAGCGGUCUCUCCAACAACAUCUACCACACUUCAACCACCUGUUACAUCCAUCACUGAUACAGAAACAACGACAGCGCCCCCAAGAAUAAAUGUGGCAUUGAACAAACCAGCAAAUCAGUUAGAAGAUUUGUUUUAUGGCUUUUGGUGGUAUGCAAGUCUUGCAGUUGAUGGUUGCUAUGACCGAACAGACCCUAACAACGUACCUUGCUGUUCUACCUCGAUGGGAGACGUCAAUAACUUUUGGUCAGUCGACUUGCAGGCGUCUGUCGUCAUCGACUUAAUUGAAAUCUAUGGAAGAGCAGAUCAGGAUGACCAGCUGCCUGGUUUCCAGCUGUACACGCAAGAAUUUGUUGGAGCCACUGAAGAAUUGAUAUAUGACAGCACUGGCGUACCAUAUGGUGACGGAAUUUAUAUUAUACCGAUAGACCCGCCAAAACUCGUGAGAUUUGUUUACAUUAAACGAAACGGCAUCAUAUCACUUUGUGAAGUAGUCGUGUUUGAAGCUACUGUUUCUCAAGAAACAACAACUUUUCUACCACCAACGUCUACAGCACCAUCACUAGCACCUACAGCAGCACAACCCGUCAAUAUCGCAUUGAAUCAGUUUGCAAGUCAGACAGACACGCUUGACUUCAAUGGAUACUUAUGGGAAGCCAGUUUAGCAGUGGAUGGUUGUAAACCACCUUUUCCUAAUAACGAUUAUGAGGGUUCCCAAUGCUGUAGCGGAAGCUUUGCUGCGGGAGGAAACACGUGGACAGUCUUCCUACCCUUGCAGUAUGUCAUAGAUCGAGUUAUUGUAAUCGGAAGAAGUGACAUAUCAACUCAGCUGCAGGAUUUUCAGUUGUAUAUAAGGCAAAGCUCGAUAUCCCCAGAAAUACUAGUAUAUGACAACAGCGGUAUACCGUACGGCAAUGGAUACUUUGACAUUCCUAUCACGUCAAUGUUACCCAUCACUCAGGUCACUGUAAAGAGACCGUCAGGGCCACUUCUGCUGUGUGAAAUUGAAGUGUUUGGUGCAAUAUAUAUAAACCCAGAGACCACAUCAGCAACAACAGAUACGAUUACUGCAAGUACAGAAGGAAUAACUACAACAGAGGCAACAACAGAAACAUCAACAACAGUAACAUCAACAGCAGAAACGCCUGUGCCUCAAACAUCCAGCGCCGCGCAGACUUCCGCUGCUGUAUCUCAAGAAACAACAACUUUUCUACCACCAACGUCUGCGACACCAUCACCAGCACCCACAACAGCACAACCCGUAAAUAUAGCAUUGAAUCAGUUUGCAAGUCAGACAGACACGCUUGACUUCAAUGGAUACUUAUGGGAAGCCAGUUUAGCAGUGGAUGGUUGUAAACCACCUUUUCCUAAUAACGAUUAUGAGGGUUCCCAAUGCUGUAGCGGAAGCUUUGCUGCGGGAGGAAACACGUGGACAGUCUUCCUACCCUUGCAGUAUGUCAUAGAUCGAGUUAUUGUAAUCGGAAGAAGUGACCAGUCAACCCAGCUGCAGGAUUUUCAGCUGUAUAUAAGGCAAAGCUCGAUAUCUCCAGAAAUACUAGUUUAUGACAACACCGGCAUCCCUUACGGCAAUGGAUACUUUGACAUUCCUAUUACUUCAAUGUUACCCAUCACUCAGGUCACUGUAAAAAGGCCGUCAGGGCCACUUUUGCUGUGUGAAGUUGAAGUGUUUGGUGAAGAAUUUAUCGAUACAUCAUCACCUACAGCGGAUUCUACAACUCCAACAACACCACCAGCAGCAACAACAACUACCACGCCAACAACAGUAGCAGGUACAACUUCUGAGGGAACGAUAACCACAACAACUGCAGGAGAAACAUCAACCAUUCAAAGAUCAACGGCUUCUAGUCAUCAAACAUCAGCUAUAUCACAACAGACAUCGUCGACAACGAAUCUAUCAACAUCGACAUCUAGUGCACUUACGACACAUUCAGAAACGUCUGCUGCGUCGCUAACUUCCGCUUCGACAUUAGCAGACACAACGACGAGUACUGGACAAGAAACAACAACAGCUUUAUCUACACAAGGAACAACUUCUACACAUGUAUCAAGUGGUGGAGGUGUUAAUGUUGCCUUUGGCCAAAUGGCUACCCAACGGGAACCACUUAAUUACAAUGGCUUCUCGUGGACUGCGGACAAGGCGGUUGACGGUUGCUAUGACAGGGCCACGCCCGAUAUCUCACGAUGUUGCAGCUGUAGCCAGCAGGUAGACCUCGGAGACAACUUCUGGAGAUUGACAUUUACUGAGACUCAGAUACUUAUGAAAUUAAAUAUAUUCGGACGAGGAGAUUUUGGGACACAGUUAGAUGAUUUUAUGCUUUAUAUCAAUGAUUCCUCUGGCACGCCUGUGUACGACGCUGCUGGGAUACUAUACACCGAUGGAAUUUAUGAGAUAAUUCUGGAACCGGAAGUUCACGCUGACGCUAUUAUUGUCAAGCGUCCAGUAGGACCAGAGUAUUUGUACAUAACUUUAUGUGAAGUCGAGGCUAUUUCUGCAUGUGAUGACGGCUUUUUCGGUGAACAGUGUGAUCAAAAAUGCGGUUUCUGUUUAGAAGGGGAACCAUGUUAUAAAAUCACCGGCACAUGUCCAAACCAGUGCGCUGCCGGAUACCAAGGAACUCAGUGUUUCACACAAUGCGCUGAUGGUAACUAUGGUAACAAUUGCCAAGAAUUCUGUGGGAAUUGUGCCUUUGGAGUGGCGUGUGACAUAUUCACCGGAUUUUGUCCACUAGGUUGUGCUCCUGGAUGGAAGGGCGACCUCUGCAAAACACCAUGUGGAGCAGGCACGUAUGGUGCUGACUGUCUGAAUGUUUGCGGCCAAUGUGUUUUUCCAACCACAUGUAACGCUGUAACUGGAGGGUGUGAAAGCGGGUGUGCUCCAGGAUGGGUGCCAGAGGAUGCAUUAUGCAAUACUCCAUGCGGCGAUGGAUUUUACGGGGCUGGGUGUGUCCAGUCAUGUGGAAAUUGUUUUCUGGGUGCAAUAUGUGAUAAAGAAGACGGGGAAUGUCCUGGCCAGUGUGCUUCUGGUUGGCAAGGACUGCUUUGUAACCAAACUUGUAAUGAGGGAAGUCAUGGAAUUGAUUGCUUGGAAACAUGUGGAACAUGUCUUGGGGGAGCGGCUUGUGAUAUAUUCACUGGUGACUGUCCGAAUGGAUUGUGUGAUGCGGGUUUUACUGGAACAAACUGCAAGCAAGCAUGCGGCGAUGGAUUUUACGGGGCUGGGUGUGUCCAGUCAUGUGGAAAUUGUUUUCUGGGUGCAAUAUGUGAUAAAGAAGACGGGGAAUGUCCUGGCCAGUGUGCUUCUGGUUGGCAAGGACUGCUUUGUAACCAAACUUGUAAUGAGGGAAGUCAUGGAACUGAUUGCUUGGAAACAUGUGGAACAUGUCUUGGGGGAGCGGCUUGUGAUAUAUUCACUGGUGACUGUCCGAAUGGAUUGUGUGAUGCGGGUUUUACUGGAACAAACUGCAAGCAAGAAUGUACCGAUGGAUUUUACGGAGCUGGAUGUACGCAGACGUGCGGCAGUUGUUUCCUGAAUGCUACUUGUGACAAAGUAAAUGGAGAAUGUCCAGGACAGUGUCAGUCUGGAUGGCAAGGGCCAUUAUGUAACCAAGGUUGUGCUGAAGGCAACCAUGGCAUUGAUUGUUUGGAAACCUGUGGAAGUUGCCUUGGAGACGUGGCAUGUGAUGUAAUUAGCGGUGAUUGUCCUAAUGGGUUGUGUGAUUCGGGUUUUACCGGAACAAAUUGUAAACAAGGGUGUGCCGGUGGUACAUACGGGUUUCAAUGUGCUGAGAUAUGUGGUAAUUGUUUCCUUGGUGAAGCAUGCAACCACGUCAACGGGUCUUGUAUGAACGGAUGUGACGCUGGAUUCAAAGGAACGCUUUGUGAUACAGUUUGUGAUCCCGGAACAUUUGGAGCCAAUUGUCAAUUAACGUGUGGUCAGUGUGAGUUUGGUGUCCCAUGUAAUGCCGUGACAGGAGCUUGUCCUGGUAACUGUGCCGCAGGCUGGCAAGGAAUUAAUUGUAAUCAAGUUUGUGAUCCUGGAACAUUCGGAACCAAUUGUCAAUUAACGUGUGGUCAGUGUGAGUUUGGUGUCCCAUGUAAUGCCGAGACUGGAGCUUGUCCUGGUAACUGUGCUGCCGACUGGCAGGGGAUAAACUGUGAUCAAGCUGUUCCAAGCACAUCUACCGUUGCCACUACAACUCAAGGUGAAAGCACUGCACAGAGUACAACUGUGUUUCCGUCACCAGAAACAACACAAGAAUCUACCAUGAAUCCUACCCAAAGUUCGACACAAAGCCCUACACCUGGCACAAAUCAAACUCCUUCGCAAGCAACAACAAAGGAAACCAGUGGCACAAGCGCAAGCACGCCAACUGAAUUGCCAGCCGACAGUACAACAGUAAGCUCAACUGAAACCCCAACAGCUGCUUCAACACAAGUUUCUACACAAGGGUCAACAGCGGGUCCUACACAGGGGUCAACCGCGGGCCCUACACAAGGAUCAACCGCGGGUCCUACACAAGGGUCAACCGCGGGUCCUACACAAGGGUCAACAGCGGGUCCUACACAAGGGUCAACAGCUGGUCCUACACAAGGGUCAACAGCGGGUCCUACACAAGGGUCAACAGCUGGCCCUACUCAAGGGUCAACCGCGGGUCCUACACAAGGGUCAACCGCGGGUCCUACACAAGAAUCAACAGCUGGCCCUACACAAGGGUCAACCGCGGGUCCUACGCAAGGGUCAACCGCGGGUCCUACACAAGGGUCAACAGCUGGCCCUACUAAAGUGUCAACAGCGGGUCCUACACAAGGGUCAACAGUGGACCCUACACAAUCAUCAACAGCGGACCCUACGCAAGGUUCAACAGCGGGCCCUACAGUUGUUUCCUCACAAGGAUCUUCAUCAGGUCCUACACAAGGUACAACGGAUGAUCCAUGGAAUACUGCAAUAACCAACACAGUCUCCAAUCUGGUCAUAUUUCUCUCAGUAGCGUUUUGGUUAUUACUACGUAGGACGUGAAGAUAACCUCAUGUGCUAGCGACAAUCGUAAUCGAUAAAAAAAGACAUUUUGUUCUUGGUCGCCGGCGACAUGGUAAACGUAAACAGGCAUCAGCUAACUUUAUUCGACAAGAAUACGUCUCUGAAAGUGUACUUAUUUGCACCGAGAUGUAUUUGCAUUAAUUGUUGACUCAUUUUAUCAUCUCCUUCGAUAUCAAGAAUGUUGUAAAAACAGUAAUAAAAACUUGUAUACGUAUUACCUAAAGUUGUUCGAAAAGUCUCGGUUUCUCCCGUCAAACAUAAAGAAUUAUUUCACAACUUCUGCAUUCAAUAAAUAUUUAAAACGAUAUAUCCACUGCUGAGAAUAAAUGGCAGGAAACGCUACCAUAGCAACUACCAUAGCAACUUAGUUACUCGCUCGGUACUAUUCUUUGUUUAUAUUCUCAAAUGUGAAACUGUCCUAAGGAUAUAAAGAUGACUCUUGAACAUUUACUGAAUGCAGAACCACCUUGCUAAUAUCGUUUCUAAACAGAAAGUGUCGCUUGAUGACCUUUUUGCAGCCUAUAUGUGUAAAUAUUCUUG
Messenger RNA from Mercenaria mercenaria, 6617 nucleotides. RefSeq lists its product as uncharacterized. The record is from RefSeq and is a predicted model, not a curated record. Gene Ontology annotation, molecular function: scavenger receptor activity. The coding region runs from base 57 to 6056 and encodes 1999 amino acids. Lineage: Eukaryota; Metazoa; Mollusca; Bivalvia; Venerida; Veneridae. The transcript is spliced from 38 exons.